AUGAAACUUGGUACUUUUGGAGAUAAAUAUUCCGCCUUUUUCCCACUUCAUUUAUCUAUAGAUUUAUUAAUAUUCACCAUUUCGAUAUUCUUAUUAUUUUAUGUAGUUAAUCUGUUACUUUGGAGAAGGUAUGAUAAACAUAUUUAUAAACACCAGUCCUUUGAAAUGAUGCUUGUCCCUUGUAGAAGAAAUAUAUAUUCAAGUAUUUUUAGAUUCACUCUAAAUUUUAUUACAGCCCUUCAUUUAAUCUUAAUUCCAUUAAUUACUUAUGACUCAGUUGUUUCUCCUGAAGGUUGUUCCAUAGUGUUUUGGAAAAUGAAAGCGGAAGUUUUCUUAGUUGAAUAUGUCAUUGCCCUAAUUAUUUGCUUGGGAAGAAAAUUAUUUUCCAGAAGAAUUAAACUUACCCUCGUCAUUCCAUCAAAUCUUUUUGACUGCAACUUUGUAUGUGUUUGGAUACGUGAUAAUAGUAAUAACAAUAGUAAUAAUAAUAAUAAUAAUAAUAAUAAUUUUUGCAAUCCAAAUAUUAUUCAAUCCAGUAGUGAUGCCCAAUAUAUACAUAAAGAUCCAAAAUAUUCCACUUUAAAUCAAAGAGUUUUAGAUUUUUAUAAAAGAUGCUCCGCUUUCCUAUAUGGUGAAGUUGAUGGAUUUAAUUAUUAUGAUUGUCAAGUAAAUGUGGAUGAAUCUUCUGGAAUAAGAUAUUUUGUUGCAGGAUCAACAAGGUUUGUAUUUUCAAUGGAAACUGGUAACUUUCUUCCUCAAAUACAAUCAAAUAAAGUUCCAGUUUCUCAAAUUGAGAAAAUUAUGAAUAUUGGUGGACAUUCAGAAGCUUCUGUUAUGUCUUAUUUAUCAGUUUUUGGAAAUAACGAAUCAAUUUUUGAGACUGAACCUGCAAUAGUUGUUAUUAAGCGUAUUUUCUUUUGCCCAACUUUUAUAUUACAAUACUUAAUGCUUUCAACAACUUUCUUUUUAAGAUUUUUUACUUGGUCUUUCUGCUGGUCAGCUUUAAUAUUAUACACGAAUUUUUUCAGUUUCUUUAAAGAAAUCCUCAGAAAUAACAAAGUCUUAAAAGAAACUCAAACUAUAAAUAAUCGGCCAGUUAAAGUUAAGCGUGGUAAUAUUAAAAAGUCUAUUAAAGCUUCUGAUAUUGUACUUUUUGACAUUAUACUGUCAGAUGUUGGAGAUAUUGCGCCUUGUGAUAUGAUACUUAUGGAAAAAUUAGUACUUGUUGAUGAAUCAAGUUUAACAGGAGAAGCUACUCCUGUUUUAAAAAAACCUCUUAAUUUGUCAAAACUUUCAAAUUCUCAAAUACUUUCAACUGGUGAUAAAAUUUUAAAAGAUUCAUUAAUUUAUGCUGGAUGUAAAAUUCUUAAGAUAUUUAAUGCAGAUGAAUCUAAUGAUUCAUUAAAAUCUAUUGUUUUGAAUACUGGCAUUUUCACUUUUAAAUCAAGAAUUCUACAUACAGCCUCUCAAAAUAUGAUUUCUGAUGAUUUUCAUGAUGAUAUUCCAUUACUAUGGCUAUUAACUUUAUUUGUUGCUUCAGUAAUUAUAACAGUACAAUGUUUUAUUUCACCAUUUAAUAUUGGAUCAGUUUUCUUCAUUCUUGGUACUUUAAUGCAACUUAUUCCAAUUUGGGCACCAGCUUCUGUACAAUCAUGCAUUAACAAUUCAGUUUCAAAAUUAAAAAGCAACUCAAAUAUAGAUAGCUCUUUUCCAAGAAGAAUCUUAUUUGCUAGUAAAUUAGAUGCCUUAUUUUUUGACAAGACUGGUACUUUAACAAAGAAUGAAUAUGUUCUUGAUCGUGUGGAGAGAUUAAAUUCUGAUCUACUUGAAAGUAGAGGAUUCUUUACGGGAAAUGGGAAUUAUUUUGGAAGAAUAAUUAAAGGAGUGAAUGAGGAAAAAAUUGAUAUAUUAAAAACAGCUACUUCGACUUGCCAUUCAUUAUCUUUUAAUCCUGAUAAUAACAAUGAUGAGUAUUAUGGUGAUUUAAUUGAAAAGGAAAUGCUUAAUUUUACCAAAUCUAGUAUUUAUGAAAGAUCAUCCACAGAUGGUAGGUCUUUAAAAAGAUUUAUUUUUGAGAGGGAAUCUGAAUUUGGCAAUGAAAACAUUGAUAGUAACCAAAAAGCUGCAAAUCUUGAGAAAAUGCUCAAUAGAGGAUGCGAAGUUCUGAAGAUCUUUGAUUUUAGUAGUAUUAGUAGAUCAAUGAGCGUUAUUGUUCGUUGUAAUGUUUCAAAUAAAGUAUUUUUGUUUACAAAAGGUGCAUCUGAAUCCAUUUUGAAAUGUUCUAUAGAGAAUCAAACAUUCAAAGAUAUUGAACUAAAAACAUCUGAAUUAUCUUUGUCAGGAAGUUAUGUUUUAUUAAUAGCUUAUAGAGAACUGAAAUCUGAUCCAGAAUCUAUUGAAACCUAUAGAUUAUUGAAUGAAAAUCGAAGAUUUGAGUUUGAAGUUGACUUAACUCCUAUAGGUAUCCUUUGCUUUUCAAAUUGCAUUAGAAAAGAAGCACCAUUUAUUAUUAAAGAAAUCAAAGAGCUUGGAAUUAAACCCAUAAUUUUAACAGGCGAUAAUCCAGACUGUGCAUUAAGUGUUGCUAAACAAGUUGGAAUUAUUAAUGGCCAAUUAGAACUUUCUGAUUUUGAAUUAGAAUCCGAUAGGCAAUUUAAAAUUGAAAUACAUGGUGAUCAAAAAGUUGUUAUUUGCCAUGCUAUUGCUGGUAAAUUAGUUUUUUUGAAUGAAUCUAGACAUGAAGUUAAGCUUGAGCAAGUUAUUGAUAAUUUGAAUAAAAUAAAAUUAGUUGUAACUUAUGAAUCUUAUGAGAUGAUGAGCAAAGUUGUACUGAAUAAUGAUGGAACAUCAAAAUACGAUGAAAAGCAAGCAAUGUUGAAUAAAAGAACUCUUCUUGACUUGCUUAAAGAUAAUAUUUCAGUCAUUUCAAGAGCUAACCAUAUUAAUAAACAAAGUGUUGUUAAACAAUUUAUUGAAGAUGGUAAAACUGUCGGUAUGGUUGGUGAUGGAUCAAAUGAUGUCGCUGCUCUUAAAGAGUCAAACCUUGGAAUUUUUGUGAAUAGAACCGGAAUCUUGAAUAGCCAUUUUUCUUUGAACGAGGGAGAUUUAAAUGGAAUUUUAAGUAUUAUUCAAGAAGGAUGUGGAUGUGCUGCAAAUUCACGUUCACUGUAUUUAUUUAUGAUCAUGUACGGUUUUACAUUAGUCAUUUGUAAGAAUAUUUUGCUGUAUAUUGGGCAAGCAACUCUUCCAACUAUGGGAUACUUUUACUAUAGUAUAAUAGUCAAUUUUCCAAGUGUAUGGGGAAUUAAAAGAAGUCGACCUGCAAAAAAAAUUAAAAAAUAUCCUGUAGAUUCAGGAUUGGUAACAAAAAAAUCCGUAUUGACUGUUGUUUACUUUAUUUUGAUUAUUGGAAUAAACUUGGGUAUUGUUUUAUUUUUGCUUUCAAAUAAACCUUGGUUUGUUUCUAGUUACAAAAGAAACAUGGCAAUCCCCAUUUACAUUUUUGCACGUCAAGAUGGAUUUGAAUCAUCGACCGUUUUUAUUUGGAUGUGCUCUUUACAUUCACAUAUGGCUCUAAUUUUUGGACUGGGUGGAUAUUACAGAGAACCUUUCUAUAAGAAUAAAGUUCUUGUUUUUACUUGGUUAUUUGCACAGCUUGGGCUUAUAUUUUUAAUUUUUUCUGAACCAAAUUUACUUACAUGCUUCUUCAAAAUUAAUUGUAUAGAAUCCAUAACUCCAGGCACUCUAUUGAGUCUGAACAUCCCGAAAUUUUCUGGUAAUAAUGUUUUUCCUUUAUCUUGGAAGUUUGAGCUUGUUGGAUGGAUAGCCGCUUCCUUUUUGGCAUGUAUAUAUAUUUAUCGAAGAAUAAACUUUAAUUCAAUUUCUAAAAUUAAAAUCUAG
Cryptosporidium ubiquitum is the source of this 3900-nucleotide messenger RNA. RefSeq names its product P-type ATPase 3 integral membrane protein. Lineage: Eukaryota; Apicomplexa; Conoidasida; Eucoccidiorida; Cryptosporidiidae. The record is from RefSeq and is a predicted model, not a curated record. The coding region runs from base 1 to 3900 and encodes 1299 amino acids. Gene Ontology annotation, cellular component: membrane. The transcript has a single exon. Gene Ontology annotation, molecular function: nucleotide binding; P-type transmembrane transporter activity.